This is a messenger RNA of Coregonus sp. 'balchen', 2873 nucleotides long. The record is from the annotation of a GenBank genome assembly. NCBI's taxonomy places the organism in Eukaryota, Metazoa, Chordata, Actinopteri, Salmoniformes, Salmonidae.
AUGUGUGACGACGAAGAGAGCACUGCCCUUGUGUGUGACAAUGGGUCCGGUCUCUGCAAGGCAGGCUUCGCCGGGGACGACGCCCCCAGAGCAGUAUUCCCCUCCAUCGUGGGCCGUCCCAGACAUCAGGUGAGCCGCCAUUCAUCCAUUAAUAGACAGGCUGGAUGUAACCGACUUCUGAUUGGGUGAUGAGAAUGCAUCCACUUUUUGUGCAUAGUCUUUCAUGGUCCUUGGUAUAUUCUUAAUUUUAAAGCAUUAUUGUUUUAUUUUAUUUUUCCCAAUAUGGUUUAAGGCUCAACACAGCAAGGCCUAUUUGUUGAAUUUCAGUGCUAGCAAUGGCAUCCACUUUACAGUGUGGUGAGUGUGCUUCUGACCAGCCGGUUCCUCUCCCCAGGGUGUGAUGGUGGGUAUGGGACAGAAAGACAGUUAUGUGGGUGACGAGGCACAGAGCAAAAGAGGUAUUCUGACCCUGAAGUACCCCAUCGAACACGGCAUCAUCACAAACUGGGAUGACAUGGAAAAAGUAAGCCUACCACACCCUACCCCACCUAGCCCACCCUACCACACCCUACCCCACCCCACCCUACCACACCCUACCCCACCCCACCCUACCACACCCUAGCCUACCACACCCUACCCCACCCUACCACACCUGAGACAACAAUGACACAGACUCAUGAUUCAGACGAUUUUAAAACAAUACAAUUGGAAAACAGUGACACACUCUAACAUGGAAUUUUAUGUACUUUGUGAUUAUCCAUCAUGGCACCAAAAAAGUAGCCCCUCAGCCAACACAACUCCCCAGGUGGCACUUUGGGAUCCAUCCAGAGGCAUUUAGAUCCAGGAUCUAUUCUCAGAACUAUUACAUGAUAACAGAACGUGGAGUUAGCUAAAGAGGCCCCAGGCAUGUUCAGAGAUGUUAUGCUAAUUAUUGCCGAUGAUUGGCAGAUCUGGCAUCACUCCUUCUACAACGAGCUCCGCGUAGCCCCUGAGGAACACCCCACCCUGCUGACAGAGGCCCCCCUCAAUCCCAAAGCCAACAGGGAGAAGAUGACCCAGGUGAUGAUUACAUACACUACAGCUGGGACUUGUUCCAAUGUAUAUCUUCAACCCAGCCUUUUAAGACUGUGUAAUACACUUGAUAUAAACAGUAGGAAUUUGUUACAUGAUGCUGAGUGUAUGAUUGGUGCAAUUGGAAUGAUAUGCUCACUGUCAACAUGUUAGUGUGAGAAAUAACACUGUAACCUAAACAAAUGCUCCUGUUCUAGAUUAUGUUUGAGACCUUCAACGUUCCAGCCAUGUAUGUAGCUAUCCAGGCCGUGCUGUCACUUUAUGCCUCUGGCCGCACAACAGGUCAGUAUAGGACACCAGUCAAAACCAGCCUCAUUUUACACUGACCAUUCAGUCCCACUGAGCCCUAACCUUGUAUCCUCCCAAAACUGUCCUCCCAAACCUGUGUCCUCCUAAACCUGUGUCCUCCCAAUCCUGUGUCCUCCCAAUCCUGUGUCCUCCCAAACCUGUGUCCUCCUAAACCUGUGUCCUCCUAAACCUCCACAGGUAUUGUCCUUGACUCUGGUGAUGGUGUCACCCACAACGUCCCCAUCUAUGAGGGUUAUGCCCUGCCCCACGCCAUCAUGCGUCUGGACCUGGCUGGCCGUGAUCUCACUGACUACCUCAUGAAGAUCCUGACCGAGCGGGGCUACUCAUUCGUCACCACUGGUCAGUAGAAACUCUGGGAUGCUAUGAACUCUGGGACGCUAUUCUCUCGUACUGUACAGUGCAUGACUUUUAAGCAGAGGCCUAUGCAGAUAAAGAAGUGUUUUUCUGCCAAACUACAAAUCAAUCUAAGUUCUUGUUCUAACCUUCCCCCUAUUCUCCUAUCUCUAGCUGAGAGAGAAAUAGUUCGUGACAUCAAGGAGAAGUUGUGCUACGUCGCCCUGGACUUUGAGAAUGAGAUGGCCACCGCUGCCACCUCCUCCUCUCUGGAGAAGAGCUAUGAGCUGCCCGACGGUCAGGUCAUCACCAUCGGUAACGAGAGGUUCCGCUGCCCCGAGACCCUCUUCCAGCCCUCCUUCAUCGGUAAUCCCUCGCUCUUUUUCCACUCUCUGCAUUUGCCUUUCUCUCAACAGUUUGAAACAAAUAUCUAUUCUCCCGACUGUCUCUUGUGACUCAGUGUGAUUUCCUCUGAUUUCUCCCCAGGUAUGGAGUCUGCCGGUAUCCAUGAAACCACUUACAACAGCAUCAUGAAGUGUGACAUUGACAUCCGUAAGGACCUGUACGCCAACAACGUCCUGUCAGGAGGUACCACCAUGUACCCUGGCAUCGCAGACAGAAUGCAGAAGGAGAUCACAGCCCUGGCCCCCAGUACCAUGAAGAUCAAGGUGUGUAGAAGCUACUAACAUAGAGUUAACGUGCAUGUCAUAAUGAGAUACUAUACAGUGAUUUGAAUUUGUUCAACAUAAUAGUCCUCCUAACUGCCAUUCACAGCCAGUAAUGAUAUUGGCCCAUUUCAACGUUGACGCAAUUAUCCUUUCUAGUUUUGACCUGGUUUCUAUUAAUAGAAAUCAUUGUCUUGAUAAGUGUUUCAAGAUUUCACGCAAGUUGUUGAGGCCCAAUCUGAAGCUGAAUGUCACUGAUAUUGUCUGACGAAGCUUUAGUGUACUGAAUCUAUUUACUACACGUAUGUGAUUUACUCAUUCAGUGUAUUAAAUGAUAUCUUCUGAUACCAGAUUAUCGCCCCACCUGAGAGGAAGUACUCGGUCUGGAUCGGUGGCUCCAUCCUGGCCUCCCUCUCCACCUUCCAGCAGAUGUGGAUCAGCAAACAGGAGUACGACGAGGCCGGCCCUUCCAUUGUGCAUCGCAAGUGCUUCUAA